This is a messenger RNA of Lucilia cuprina (Australian sheep blowfly), 1710 nucleotides long. RefSeq lists its product as uncharacterized. NCBI's taxonomy places the organism in Eukaryota, Metazoa, Arthropoda, Insecta, Diptera, Calliphoridae. The transcript has a single exon. The record is from RefSeq and is a predicted model, not a curated record. Bases 1 to 1710 code for a protein of 569 amino acids.
AUGAAGUUACUUUACUUAAUCAGUAUAUGGAACUUUGUAUCAAUUGCCUUUGGAAAAUAUAUAUCACAAGAUAACCUCUACACUAUACCGGAACUUAUUCAAGAAUAUCACAAUUACUUGGAAAUAGAAUGGACUGCUAUCAUAUGCCGAAAAGUAAAUGAGGAACUGGAUAAUAUUAUUAAACAUAUACAAAUGACAAAAAUCAUAGUGAACGACAAAACCAAAGCAAAUGAAUUACGUAAUAAUUUGCAACGUAAUUUGAUGACAUUGGCCUUUGUGGGAGAGCAGGAAGUUGAGGAUGUUAAUGAAAUAUUACAAAGAUUUUUAAAAACUAAACAUUUUACAAAUAUUGUGUGGAUUUAUAACAAAGCUAAUAAGCAGGAUUUAUGGAAAUUAUCAAAUAUUAGUUGGACUUGUGGCAACACAAAGGUUUUAUAUUAUGUACGUGGGAGAAUAUUCACCUUUGAACCUUUGCCUGUUAUACAACUAAGAAGCUUAAAUAAUUUUCAACAGUUUGCCGAAAGAAAAGAUAUAGAGGACUAUCAAAAAUAUCCUUUAACAUUUCCCAUCUUAUCAAAUUCACCACGAUGUUAUCGUUAUGAUAACGGUCAAGGUCACAUGGUCAACACUGGCUAUAUGUUUAACAUAAUGAGCAUAUUUAUGAAACGUUACAAUUUCGAAUUUAAGGAAUAUCCCUAUUAUUACGAAUCCUACAAUCGCCUUGAUCUCUAUAGAGGAUUAAGGAAUAAAUCAUUUGAUGUUGUUUUAGAUAAUUUAUAUCGUCACCCUAUGUUGGUUGCCAGUGAUGUCAUGUGGAAUAAUAAACUUUAUUUGAUAAUACCUUAUCCGAAACUUUUAGACAAAGCUGAUUAUAUUCGUUAUAGUAUAAAAAUACCCAUUUUAAUAGGUACCAUUAUUUUACUAGUAUGUGUAACAGCUUUGUUUAUGAAAACACAAAAAUCUACUAAAAAGGAUCUUAUUCGCACAGCAUUAUAUGUAUUUGUCACUCUCAACUAUCAAUUUCAUUUUACCGUCAAACAACCAAAAGUAUUUAAAUACUAUGUGACUUCUUUGAUGUUUUUCCUCUCUUUAUUAAGUACCACCCUAUUUUGGUCGAGUAUUACAAAUUUAAUUGUUUUAAACGUAUUUGAGAAUAAAUUGGAAAAUUUUGAAGAUGUCAUUAAAUCACCUUAUCAAAUCCUAAUAAGUCAAUCAGAUUAUGAAUAUAUGUCUCAGUUGGAUGUGCUACCUCCCUUACUGGCAAAUGCAAAAGUUGAAUCGAAUAGUUUUGUUAAACAACAUAUGUUUGGUUUAAAUACCUCCUACAUCUAUAAAGCUUUAGAGGAUAGAGCCAAUUAUAUGUUAUUCCAGCAGCAACAUUUGAAAAUUCCUCUAAUGUAUAAACUGGAAGUUACUGUCUACUGUAUACCCAUGUACUUUCCUUUACGUUAUAAUCUACCCUAUACACAACUAUUCAAUCGGUACUUAAGACAUCUUAUGGAUUCUGGUCUUAUGCAGAAAUUAUUAGAUGAUUCCAAAUGGGAUGGUAUUUAUAGUGGUUAUAUAGAUUUUUUUGAGGAUCCUAUCGAUGAUGUUUAUAUAUUUCAAUUUAAUGAGUUUAUAACACCUUUGAGGGUCUAUUUUGCUAUGAACACUUUGGCUUUUCUUAUCCUGCUGAUGGAGAUAAUUUGUCAUAGAUUUAUUGGGUAA